AUGGAGCCUCUUAUGGCUGCCGAUGCCGUCGCCCACUCCCGCCGCCGCUUCUCGGCCUCAAAGUCCUCCUCCAACAUCUUCGACAAUGUCAAACCCCGCCCCCAGACCAGCGAUGCCGGCGCACUCGAUCCCGAUACCUGCCGUAUAUGCAGAGGCGAAGCGACCGCCGAGGAGCCGUUGUUCUACCCGUGCAAAUGCAGCGGCAGCAUCAAGUUCGUCCACCAGGACUGUCUGAUGGAGUGGCUGUCGCAUUCUCAAAAGAAGCACUGCGAGCUCUGCAAGACGCCCUUCCGCUUCACGAAGCUCUACUCGCCCAAGAUGCCCAAGACCCUACCAGCCCACGUCUUCGUCGGCCACAUGGCCAAGUACCUCUUCAGGAACGUCCUGGUCUGGCUGCGAGCUGCCCUGGUCAUUAGUGUCUGGCUCUGCUGGUUGCCUUACCUCAUGCGCUCCGUCUGGGCGUUUCUCUUCUGGGUCAGCGACGAGGGAUUGGGAAGCGGCGCUUUGUGGAAUAGCUCGAAUGCAACCGUUAGCAAAGGUGUAUCCGUAGCCUUCUCCGUCGCUUCAUCCAACGUUUGCCCGGCAUCGCCCCUCCUCGAACCCACGACAACACCCGCAAACCUGGGAGGAAUGCUGAAAGAUAUGAUUCAGGGUCAGGAACUGCCUUUCAGCCGCUCCUUCCACGGCGUCAACAUUACUACCAACGAUUCCGUCUCGGCUGCCCUGCUCAGAAUGCUACUUGGGUCCAUCACCUCCUCGGGAUCUGGAAACUCGACCUCUGCGGCGGCCGGGGGUAGCGAUCCCGUCUUGGACCGCCAUCCGUCACUCUUGAGCGGUGUUGGCUGGUUGCGCAACCUGACCCGGUACCCGGUCGUCAACAGAACCGUCAUCGGUGUGCUGGAAGGCCAGAUCAUCACCAUUCUGGUCAUCAUCUCCUUCAUUUUGGUUAUUCUUGUGCGCGACUACGUCGUGCAGCAACAGCCAGAGAUCAACAUGAGAGCCGCCUUCGCAGCUAAUGAGAACCAGCAGGCGCAAGCCCCGCAUCAGCAUGAAGAGCAUCAACAUGAACAUGAACAUGAUCAUGGCCAUGACCAUGCCCAUCUUGAACACGACGCUGGAGACUUCGACUUCGACCAACAUGACCAUCAUGAGAGUGACGACGACGAUUUUGGCUCAAUGACCGGGGCUCACUACGGAUCAGAGGAUGAAAUGCCUCCUAUGACAUGGGAAGAGCAGGAGCCGGAUGGAGAGCCUGCAGAGCCAGCACCACCACGAUCUUUGGGAGGAUUUCGCCCUCGUGCAUAUGACAGCGCUGAGCCUGAUUUCAACUUCAACACGCCGCCCCAGGCUACCCCAAACAAGGACUCGCAGACGCCCGUCGCUACUGUCCAUGAGUAUCUGCGGAUUUACCGGCAAGCAGGCGGCGAUCCGGAAAAGAUUCUGAAAAUCAUUGAAGAAGAGGACCUUGAUGACACUCUUGGUUACUGGGCUAGGAUUACGCGAUCCAUGAUUGACAAGAACAACAAGGAUGCUGGCGCAGGCCAGUCAAAGAACGAAGCUGGAUCAGACGGACCCUCGAAUCCCAAAGAAACACAGGCAUCUCCGCAGCCCCCAGUUCAAUUGCCCGCGCCGUCGACGCCUCAAUUUUCCUGGCCGCCUAAUCCCCCAGCUGAGAGCAGCACGAACGGAGAUGCCAAGGGAAAAGGAAAGGAGGUUCAGGAAGAUACUCAGCAGUUCCGCUUCGGCGACGAAGCGAACACCGCACGUUCAACUUCUUUCCAGAGCCCUCUACGACCCCGAGCUGUCUCCGACGGCCCCCAGCGCAAUGAGACUAUCAACCCGCUUGCCAAUAACAGUUGGUCCUUUUCAAACAUCAACACGGAAACGCCGGCCCAGCCGCAGGAGCCAUUACCCAUUCCCCGCGCGGCGCCUCAACCUCGCCAGUACGACUUCUUGGGAUCUGCAACUCCGCCCCUGAGCACCUCGGCUGAAUAUGGCUCUGAUAAGGACACUGGCUUCGAGCGCAUUCACACUCCUCAGGACAACGCUUCUUUCGAGGGCCCCGAGCUUGGACCGCAGACGGCAGACUUUAUCGGACCUCAACAAGACAGUGGAGUUGUUGAAGACAUUGUCGAUGCUCAUGGCGAGAUCCAAGAAACCGAGGACGGCCGGGUUCCCCAGCGCCCGCCGCUGCAGCGAGGCGUCAUGGAUCGCGUUGCUGAUUUCAUGUGGGGUGACAUUGAGCCCCGAGAGUUAGACAUUGGUCGGGAGGGAGAUGAGGCUGCUCAUGAGCAUGGCGACGACACCGACGAAGAUGACUUUGACGACCUGGAUGACGACGAUGAUGACGCAGUGGAGCAAGACCGCGAGGUUGUUGAAGCUGCCGUUGCCGCUGGACUGGAUCCCGAAGCAAUUGAUGACGCUGAGGAUUUCGAAGGUAUCAUGGAGUUAAUCGGCAUGCGAGGUCCUAUCGCUGGGCUAUUUCAAAACGCCAUCUUCUGCGUCGUUCUUGUUUCAGUCACCAUCUUUGUCUGCGUUUUCCUGCCUUACAACUUGGGCCGAGUCAGCGUGUGGGCAGCCAUGAACCCGAUGCGCCUGGUCCGUAUGCUGUUCAGCUUGACGAAGUUCAUCCAAGAUCUCGCUGUUGGUAUCAUGACUGGCAUCUCUAGCUUGGUUCUCUUCUUCGUCUACACCACUGGCAGAAUGAUGGGUUUCCCGGCUAAUAACGGCGUCGGUGCGCUGUCCAUGAAGACCUUUAACUUGUUUACCAGCGCGUCCAUGCGAGUCCUGGAAAGCAUUACCGGCGAACUGCCUCUCAUCUCGACCACCGAAAUGCAAAAUUUCUCCGCCAUCAGCCACGAAGCGCUGUUGAAUCUCAAGGCGUGCCUUUCCGGUUCUCUGGCUGCUGUUGGGGAUGUGCUCAACUCGAUUUUCGACCGCGACCUGAUCACAAAUGCGAAGUACAUGGGAUCACUUUCGGCCAACGCCACCAUGUAUGCUUGGAAUGCUGCGCAAGACCUCCCCAUCAGCAUUCUAAACCCUGGAUCAUGGGUGAUCAGCUUCAGCGUGCCCGAGCUUUCUACCUCCGUUAACCCUGCCCUCUCGUACUGGUCAGGAACCGACCGCUUCUGGGCCAUUCUAUGCGGUUACUUUACGUUCUCGGCUAUCAGCGCUCUCUAUCUGCGGAGAGGUUCACCAUUCUCCACCGGGCAGACAGGACAAGAAUGGGAAGCGUCGUUGAUCGACCUGUUGAACCAGGCCAGCGGCGUGAUGAAGGUCAUUCUCAUAAUCAGCAUUGAGAUGCUUAUUUUCCCGCUGUACUGUGGCCUCUUGCUGGAUGUCGCAUUACUCCCGCUCUUUGAGGAUACCACUUUGAAAUCUCGUGUCGCCUUCACGAUAAACUACCCGCUCACCUCCAUCUUCGUCCACUGGUUCGUAGGCACAGGGUACAUGUUCCACUUUGCGCUGUUCGUCUCUAUGUGCCGCAAGAUCAUGCGUAAAGGUGUCCUUUACUUCAUCCGCGACCCAGAUGACCCUGAGUUUCACCCCGUACGCGACGUUCUGGAACGCAACGUCAUGACGCAGCUGCGAAAGAUUCUGUUUUCCGCAUUUGUGUACGGAGCCUUGGUCAUUGUUUGCCUUGGUGGAGUGGUCUGGGGCUUGUCCCUUACGCUCCCCAACGUUUUGCCGAUCCACUACUCGUCGAAUGAACCGGUACUCGAGUUCCCCAUCGAUCUGCUCUUCUACAACUUUGCUAUGCCCUUGGCUGUCAAGUUCUUCAAACCUAGCGACGGCCUGCACGCCAUGUAUACCUGGUGGUUCCGCAAAUGCGCCAGAGGUCUCCGCCUGACCUGGUUCCUCUUUGGCGAACGACGCAUUGAUGAGGAAGGUAUUCUAGCUCUGCGACCUGGUUCGGAGCACGACGCUCUGCCGUGGUGGAGGCGCCUGUUUCUCGAAGUCAACAAGCAGAACAAGGUCGUGCCGAAGACUUGGGAGGACACUUUUGAGGGCGGCACAGCCAAGCCGGUGUCGUCCAUCGCAAAUGACCAGAUGAUGAUUCUGACCCUGAAGAAGGCUCGCCUUGUGGACUCUGGCCAGCUGAUCGAGGACGGCUGCUUCGUGCGCACGCCCGCAUCUGACCAGGUAAAGAUUCCGAAGGGAAGACGCGUAUUCAUGCCAGUUACUGAAGCCAACACUCGGCUGGACGGCAAAGAUGACUCUCCCGACACCGAUCUGUACUCUACGGACCAGUACCAGCCGGUGUACAUCCCCCCGCAUUUCCGAGUCCGAGUCUUCCUAUUCAUCAUGUUCAUCUGGAUCUUCGCUGCCGUUACGGGUGUUAGCUUCACAAUCGUCCCCCUCGUAUUUGGCCGCAAGAUGUUCAAGGUCCUUAUUCCCGCACACAUCAGGACCAACGACAUCUACGCUUUCAGCAUUGGCAUCUACAUCCUUGGUUCGGUGGCCUACUUCUUGUUCCAUGCCAGAUCCCUCUUUAAGAGAAUGACGGCUUGGGCUUCAAACGCAUUACAGACCGUAUGGCAUAGCGAUGCUCCGAUGAGGUUUGCGCUUGUCGGAAUCCAGGCCGCCAAACUUGUCUACACAUACACCGUUCUUCUAGUCGUUUUCCCGCUGAUCCUCACCGCCCUCAUGGAGCUAUACUGCCUUAUCCCUCUCCAUACUUACAUGUAUCCUCCUACCCCCUAUGUCGUUGAGGCGAACAGUGGGGGCCAGUUCAAGGAUGGGAUCGUCGUGCCGAACCAUCAUACUGCGAGAGUUAUUCAGUCUUGGACACUAGGUCUGUUGUACGUCAAGCUUGGCGCUCGCGCCAUUACAAGUCUCUACGAGGGUACGCGCAUGGCCCAGGCCGUUCGUGCCGUCCUUCGCCGCGGCUGGCUUCAGCCUGACGUGCUCAUCCUCACCCGGGCGUUUGUCGUUCCCGGGGUCCUCGUCGGCGGCCUAGCCAUCUUUGGACCUCCAUACGCCGUUGGCUGGAUGCAGUCCCACGGCGCACUCGGAACGCCUCUCCCGGCCCCUCACGAACUCAAGGUGUUCUACAGACUGUCCUACCCCGCCGCGGCAUUCAGCGCCCUGGCUUUGAUGGCAUUCUGGAGUGUCGUUGGCGUGUUCAACAAUUGGAAGGCACGUAUCAGAGAUGAGGCGUAUCUUAUCGGGGAGAGACUGCAUAACUUUGGAGUCGGUGCUGCCGGAGCGGCAGGCGCCCGCGGGCCUUGGAGAGUCAGGGGCAGGUUGUGA
This is a messenger RNA of Colletotrichum aenigma, 5253 nucleotides long. RefSeq names its product ERAD-associated E3 ubiquitin-protein ligase doa10 (gene doa10). The record is from RefSeq and is a predicted model, not a curated record. The transcript has 2 exons. Lineage: Eukaryota; Fungi; Ascomycota; Sordariomycetes; Glomerellales; Glomerellaceae. Bases 1 to 5253 code for a protein of 1750 amino acids. Gene Ontology annotation, molecular function: zinc ion binding. Gene Ontology annotation, cellular component: endoplasmic reticulum membrane.